Molecule: messenger RNA, 949 nt
Organism: Nannospalax galili (Upper Galilee mountains blind mole rat)
Lineage: Eukaryota; Metazoa; Chordata; Mammalia; Rodentia; Spalacidae
Gene: Eef1b2
Product: eukaryotic translation elongation factor 1 beta 2
Exons: 6
Coding region: 215-892 (225 amino acids)
Biological process (GO): translational elongation
Cellular component (GO): cytosol; eukaryotic translation elongation factor 1 complex
Molecular function (GO): guanyl-nucleotide exchange factor activity; translation elongation factor activity
Source: RefSeq, a predicted model, not a curated record
GGCCACUGAAUUCAGAAGUCCCCGGUUUUCCAGGAGGAGUGAGACUAGUGACGUACUUUGACCUUUAACCCCACACUGCGCAGCGGGAAACGCCUCCAUCUAUAUAAGGGUUUUUCCGGCUGGCUAGGGCCUUUUUUUUUCCUCUCUGCGCUAGGCGUGACCUCCUUGUGCUCCUUCCCUCCGCUGCUGCCGGCUCCAGGAUCCAGCCGACGCCAUGGGUUUCGGAGACCUGAAAAGCCCCGCCGGCCUCCAGUUGCUCAAUGAUUACCUGGCGGACAAGAGCUACAUCGAGGGGUAUGUCCCAUCACAAGCAGAUGUGGCAGUAUUUGAAGCAGUCGCAGGCCCACCUCCUGCUGACUUGUGUCAUGCCCUCCGUUGGUAUAAUCACAUCAAGUCAUAUGAAAAGGAAAAAGCCAGCCUGCCAGGAGUGAAGAAAUCUCUGGGCAAGUAUGGCCCUGCCACUGUGGAAGACACCACAGGAAGUGGAACUGCAGAUGCUAAAGAUGAUGAUGACAUUGACCUCUUUGGAUCUGAUGAGGAAGAGGAAAGCGAAGAAGCAAAGAGGCUCCGAGAAGAACGUCUUGCACAGUAUGAAUCGAAGAAAGCCAAAAAACCUGCAGUUGUAGCAAAGUCUUCCAUCUUACUAGAUGUGAAACCUUGGGAUGAUGAGACAGAUAUGGCAAAAUUGGAGGAGUGCGUCAGAAGCAUUCAAGCAGAUGGCUUGGUGUGGGGCUCUUCUAAAUUGGUUCCAGUGGGAUAUGGAAUUAAAAAGCUUCAAAUACAAUGUGUAGUUGAAGAUGAUAAAGUUGGAACAGAUAUGCUGGAGGAGCAGAUUACUGCGUUUGAGGACUAUGUGCAGUCCAUGGACGUGGCUGCUUUUAACAAGAUCUAAAAUCUUAUCAUCAGUACAUUUAAAUAAAAGCUUGAAGGAAUAACCCUUCACUUUUGA